UAGAGUAACAUUCAUAUCAUACCAUGUAUUAUGUAGAACUAAAGGCUUUGCAAUGCACACAUAUGCAUUUUGCAUGAGUUAGGCAAAGCCAUCCUUCUCAUUCUGAGAAAAGGGCGUGCUUGUUGGUUUUUCUUAGCUUCAGCCAUCACAAAAACAGGAUAGCUGCAGUGCUGUAUUUGAGGCAGCGAAACACAGAGAGACAGAAAUUCAAACACUGACUCUUCUAGCAGACAAAAAUGUUACUCCUGACUUUCCUGUUUUCCAUAAUAUGCUUUACUCUUUACCGCUGGUACAAAGAGAACAAGAGACAUGAGAACAUCUCAGAUAAAUAUGUUUAUAUUACUGGGUGUGAUACUGGAUUUGGAAAUCUGCUAGCUAAGUCUCUGGACAAGCAAGGAGUUCAUGUACUUGCUGCUUGCUUUACUGACAAAGGACAGGAUGAUCUCAAAAAGAAUGCCUCUCCAAAACUGAAGACAUUCCAUCUCGAUGUGACAAAGUCAGAAAGUGUGAGAAAAGCAGCAGAAUUCAUCAAGUCCGAGGUUGGAGAAAAAGGUUUGUGGGGAUUGGUAAACAAUGCUGGUAUAACAAUGCCACUUGGUUUUUCUGACUGGCUUUCAACAGAAGAUUAUAAAAGCAUACUUGAGGUGAAUCUUAUUGGAGUAAUUGAUGUCACUCUGAGUGUUCUUCAGUUAAUUAAAAAAUCUCAAGGAAGAAUUGUAAAUAUGUCCAGUAUCUGUGGAAGACUAUGCAUAUCUUCUGGAGGUUACUGCAUUUCUAAAUUUGGUGUGGAAGCUUUUACUGAUAUGCUUAGAACAGACAUGAGAUACUUUGGAGUAAAUAUAGCUUGCAUUGAACCAGGAUUUUUUAAGACUCUAAUGACUAGUGAAGCUGAAAUACUUAAAAGUUAUUCACAAGUCUGGGACAGAGCACCAGCAGAGGUUAAAGAUGACUAUGGACAUGAUUUCUGUGAAAAAUUGUGUGCAUCAGUAAAGGGAAGAAUAGACAGCGUCUUAGAUUCAGAUCUCACAAAGGUGACCUGGUGUAUGGAGCAUGCCUUGUUUGCUGUGUAUCCUCGAACCCGUUACUCUGCUGGAUGGGAUGCUAAAAUUCUGUGGCUCCCAUUAUCUUACAUGCCUACUACAAUUUCUGAUUAUGUGCUAAGCAAAAUGAGAAAAUUAGUACCUGCAAAAAGUGUUAUAUAGCCCUUUUAAUUAUGCGGCUUUUACAAGUUCCUGAGACAGAUACAUAUUGUGAAUUUUGAGAUAAUAUGUGUGACAUUGUUACAAACAUAUCAUCAUUUUAUCUUUAUAAUCAAAAUAAAAGUAUCCAAAUAAAUAUUUUUGUUGUAAAGUCUCAAUGUAAGCUGG
Protopterus annectens (West African lungfish) is the source of this 1367-nucleotide messenger RNA. RefSeq names its product retinol dehydrogenase 16-like. Bases 237 to 1202 code for a protein of 321 amino acids. Gene Ontology annotation, molecular function: oxidoreductase activity. The transcript is spliced from 5 exons. The record is from RefSeq and is a predicted model, not a curated record. NCBI's taxonomy places the organism in Eukaryota, Metazoa, Chordata, Ceratodontiformes, Protopteridae.